AUGUAUCCCGCAAAAGAACACGCAAUCAAAACUUUCACUAAGCUCGUCGAGCUCCUGCCUCCAAGGGAGCAAAGCAAGCCUCAGAUAUUUCUCCUUGCAGGAGCCGUGACUCCUUUCAGGAACGACACGGACCGCGAGAUGAUCUUUCGGCAGGAGUCGAACUUCUAUUAUCUAUCAGGAUGCGCGGUGCCUGGAGCGUACCUUCUUUUGACAUUCCAGAAUGGCACCUCACUGGAUAGCAAUCCUUCUUCUCAUCUCUUCAUUCCUAAGAUUGGACUCGCUGACCUCAUGUGGUCUGUUCCUCCGCCCACGAUCAACGAAGCUGUUGAAAUGCACGACGUCACCCGCAUAGAUCAUCUUGAUGCACUCCCGGACGCCGUUCGAGAGCUGCUGAUAGCCUUUCCCGAUGCGAUCAUCCACACUCUACCUACCGGCUCACCACUAUUCCCCGCCAUCCCUUCGCAAUAUACAGCGCUCGCUCUCUCCCGUAAUGCACGCUUCAGUGAUGAAUAUCUCCUCACUGCUCUCCACUGCGCUCGACUGACAAAGGACGCCGCGGAGAUCGCGGAGAUCAGCAAGGCCAACUCGAUCAGCUCGCGCGCACAUGAGGUCGUCAUGCGUGUCCUCGGCCAAGGAGUGCGCAGUGCGAUAAAGCCAGGCAAGUGUGCGGGUGUAGACAGGCCUCUUCUGCCCGGAGAAUGGUUAAUCGAGAAGGAAGCGGAAGCGGAAGCUCUGUUUGUGGCUUCGUGCAGGAGAGAGGGAUCGGUCCAUCAAGCAUACCUUCCCAUUGUUGCUGCCUCGACACGCGCGUCGACCCUUCACUAUUGUUGCAAUGAUCGCGAAUUUUCUUGGGGCCCAGUGAACGCACAGGAUCACAAGAAUCAUGACCACCUCGCACACGAUGAUUCUAGGCAACUGAAUCCGCAGGUUCUUCUCAUUGACGCCGGCUGCGAAUGGAAUUGCUAUGCCUCAGACAUUACUCGCACCAUGCCUGUGGGAAACGGAGGCAAAUUUACACCGGAAGCGCGUGCCAUCUAUGCGCUCGUAUUGGAGAUGCAGAGACUCUCCAUGGAAGCUCUCAAGCCCGGCCUUCACUGGGACGCCAUUCAGCUGCUCUGCCAUCGCACACUUGUCCGCGGAUUCCAACGGCUACGUAUAUUCAAGUCGCCUCAGUCGACACAUUCUGGCUCUUGGAAUGCCGAAGAGGCGAUUCUUGCCAGCGGCGUAAGCAGCGCCUUCUUCCCGCACGGCGUCGGGCACUCUCUUGGGCUCGAUGUGCAUGACGUUCCCAGCGCAAGCAAACCGGAGAAGAAUGAUACUUUGGGAGGGAUUGAGCUCGGCCAUGAGUCCUUCUACACAUAUCUCAGGUUGAGGCUACCCCUGCAGGAGGGUAUGGUUGUCACCGUCGAGCCAGGUAUCUACUUCUCGCCGCACCUGCUCGCUCCAGUCCGCGACUCGCGACACAUCGAUCACAAGGUGCUCAAGCGGUACGAGAGUGUGGGCGGAGUAAGAAUUGAGGACGUAGUCGUUAUCACCAAGGACGGAUACAAGAACCUCACAACCGUCAGGAGCGACACCGACUGGAUAGAGGCGGUGUGCUCGGGCACCAUCUGA
Messenger RNA from Sparassis crispa, 1614 nucleotides. RefSeq names its product Probable Xaa-Pro aminopeptidase. Lineage: Eukaryota; Fungi; Basidiomycota; Agaricomycetes; Polyporales; Sparassidaceae. Gene Ontology annotation, molecular function: manganese ion binding; metalloaminopeptidase activity. The record is from RefSeq and is a predicted model, not a curated record. The transcript is spliced from 8 exons. Bases 1 to 1614 code for a protein of 537 amino acids.